AUGAGUUCUUCACCACAGUCGGCUGAGACUCUAGCUUCUGGUACUGCUACCACAAAUGUUCUUACACUUGCAGCUACCAUUGCUUCAGGAGUGAUUGACUCUACUCACCCUUACUAUCUUCACCCUUAUGACUAUCCAGGGAUGAACCUUGUAUCCUCAGCCUUUGAUGGAAAAGGAUAUGGAGGUUGGAGAAGGGAAGUUAUCAUUGUCUUGUCUGCAAAGAACAAACUGGGAUUUAUCGAUGGUUCUAUAGCUGAGAGUGUUCUCUAUUCACAGAGUGCAAAGGAUCUAUGGAGUGACCUGGAAGAUAGAUUUGGUCAGGCAAAUGGAGCAAAGUUGUUCCAAUUACAAAAGGAAUUAAGUUCAUGUGAGUGUGGGGCAAAAGUCAAGAGCUUGAAGGCACAUCAAGAUGAGAGACUACUGCAGUUCCUAAUGGGACUGAAUGACAUAUUUAUUGGGGUAAGGAGCAACAUUUUAUUGUCAUCACCUUUACCUUCCAUUGGACAUGCAUACUCCCUUGUGAUUCAAGAUGAAAAACAAAGGGAGAUAUAUGCUACCCAUGCAUACCCAGGGGAAUCUGCCUCAUUCAUUGCUACAAAUCAAUCAGGAAACUUCAGGAAAUUUAAUGAAAACAAGAUGCAGAAAACAAGUUUUGAAUCUAAGAGAAAUACAGAAAUUUGUUCCUAUUGCAAGAAGCCUGGACAUAGCAUAGACAAGUGCUAUAUGAUUCAUGGGUUUCCAGCUGACUUCAAGUUCACAAGGCAGAAAAGGUUUCAGGUAGGUACCCAGGCAAACAAUGCUUUCCUCUCAAAUGAGAAUAGUGAACAAGGAGCAGAAAAUACUACAGGAGUUCAAAAUCUCACCAAGGAAAAUGUGGCUGAGCUGCUGCAGCUUCUUCAGCAGAUAAAAAUGGGACAAAACAGUGUAGGAACCUCUGAUGCUGCAACAAAUGUGAGUUGUGCUGGUAUGACCAAUUUCUUUGAAGAUAUUACAUGUUUAAAUCAAAUAAGUGAUGAGUCUUGGAUAUUGGAUAGUGGAGCAACAGAACAUAUGUCUUUCAACAAAGAAUUUUUCAUAAAUUUGAAAACCUUGCCAAAACCUCUCAUGGUUAAACUCCCUAACUCUUACAGAGUUAAAACCACUCAUUCAGGAACUGUAACCCUUUUGCCUAAUCUGUUUCUGCAAAAUGUGUAA
Molecule: messenger RNA, 1194 nt
Organism: Nicotiana tabacum (common tobacco)
Lineage: Eukaryota; Viridiplantae; Streptophyta; Magnoliopsida; Solanales; Solanaceae
Source: RefSeq, a predicted model, not a curated record